AUACCGUUAUAAUUUAGGCAAAAUUUGCGAUAAUUAAGAUUGAUUUAUAUUUUAAGCGGUUACUAAUUCCAUUACUCGUGCGCUCUAAAACAUAUUGUUUCCUCUCAAAUUCCCGCGUUCGGCAUAAAAAAGAUUAUUUAUAUAGCAAAGCUCUCUUUAAUCAUACAUGCACUACGCUACAGAGCUUUUUAACCUAAGAACUUUGGGUGCUGUUAAGUGAGUCAAGAUUUGUUUUCCAAUCUAAAUUGAGAAAUCGCAACAGUUGGAAUCUACGGAUUGGCAAUGAAUAGAUGGAGGGUUACUUAACCGCUGUGUUUCUCUCUCGCAUCUUCUGAUGGCACUCUCACAGAUUGUGACCGUUCACAAAAUCAGUAAAAUCAGUCCCACAUAAAAGAAUAGAGAAAACGAAUAAGAAAUCAAAAUGAAAAACAAAUCGUGGUUGUUGCAGCAGCAGUCAAGUCUUGGCCGUAGAUGGAAAUCAGAUUCAUAUUUUGUUCAUGGUGGCAGUGGCCACUAAAGCAGUGAUUAUCAUUUUACAGUUAGUCCGCAACAAGAUGCCAAUGUAACCAUGCCAACAAGAUUCCUCACAAGAAAGCAAAUAUAAUAACGCAAGUGUAAAAAUUGUUGCUUAAAAAUUCUCAAAACGAUUAACCAAAAAUUUAAAUAAAAAAUUUCUGUAAAAAUUUAAAAACUUUCCAUAAGCAGUGCGCGUUUUAAAAAUUUGCGUUCAAAGGAAAUUGUGUUACUGUGAUAAUUUUUAAUUGAAAAAACAAAAAAAAAAAACAAAAAAAGACGAAUGGAUAUAACAAAAGCGAAUGCAUUGGCACAGACAUCAACCAUCAGCAGCAUGACUACUAGCACCAACUCUCACUUACCGCUCGACUAUAGCUUGGGUAAUUUUAAGCCAGCUAUUGCUUCCGAUUUUCCAGGCCCUUUUGUCAGUUCCACGCAGCCUGCAUUGCAAUUACGCGAUAUUAAUGUGUUAACUACAAUGGCAGCCACAAUACCUUCACCCAAUCAGUUAUUACAACACCGAGUGCAACACCAGCAACCGCAAAGUGCUAAUGAUUCCCAACAGCAACAACAACAGGAUUAUCAACCCGUAUCGGCUUUUAGAGCCGUUUUACCUAAAAAGAAAACAACCGCCGACGAUGAAUUAACUUUCAGUAUAAAUCGUUUAGUAAAAACUGAACAUCUUCAAGUUCAUACGGUAGCGGUAGCUGCAGCCGCAGCUGCUGCAGUAGCAGCAAAUGCAACACAAACUGCCCCAGGAGUCAGUGGAAAAUUAAUCAUGGACCAUGAAACGAACAACAAUAAUAUCUCAAUGUUAAGCAAAAAUUCUAUACUGCAUUGGAAACUAGAACCUAACGAGCAUCAUCAUAAUCAUGAAACCAAUCAACAAUUGGCCCUUGAUUCCCUCGAAGAGGCGAAACAUUACGAAAGGGCAUCACGCUCGAGAUCACGUAGUCAUUCUCGAUCAUCGUCUUCACAAAUAGAUUUAGAUGAUGAUGACGAAAGUAAUUGCCGACCUUCCCUACAAUCACGUUCACGUUCAAGGUCUCGUUCGAGUUCAGUGGAAUUAGAAGUCGAUUCACCACCGAGUUCACCAGUGCCAACUAGAAUUAUAUCGCGACCCUCUAGCAUUAACGCCAAUAAUAUAGUUGCAGUAACGGAUGUGCUAAGCGGUACUCGGACAAGUCCAAAAAAAUCAGAAAUGUUUUCGGUGUCAGCGUUGCUGCGUAAAGAAGAUCCCCGCAAAGCCGAAUCUCGACUUGCGGCACAUUCCCAUGGACCGGAUCCUUUUGAAGCUUUUCGCCAGGCUUAUCCUAGUGGCUAUGAAGCAGCCUUGUUUCAAAGACCCUUGUUACCGCCCGCGUUCCCUUUUUUUGCCGCAUUCGCUUUUCAUCAAGGACAACAGCAAUCUGGCUUGAGCUCUAACUACCAUCCUGCCUCACAAGAAGAUUUCUUCAGACUACGCAACUUAAUGGUCCCUCUGCAGACAGCGCAAAACGGUGCAGCGACGACGGCGGGAAUAGCUGGGCAUGGUGGCAAUGGCUUGCCGCCGAAUUCUAGUUUGGGACUGCCGCACCCAGCCGCUCAUUUACAUUUUCACCAUAUGGCCGCCGCCAAAUGGUCUGGCUUGCCUCAAUUUAGUGACCUUUACUCAUGCAUGAAAUGCGAAAAGAUGUUUUCCACCCCGCAUGGUCUCGAAGUCCAUUCACGGCGUACACAUCAUGGCAAAAAACCCUAUGCCUGCGAACUAUGCAACAAAACCUUUGGCCAUGAAGUUAGUCUAAGCCAACACAGAGCCGUGCAUAAUGUGGAAAAAGUUUUUGAAUGUAAACAGUGCGGUAAACGUUUUAAACGUUCAAGCACGUUGUCAACGCAUCUGCUCAUACAUAGCGAUACAAGACCUUUUCCCUGCAAUUAUUGUGGUAAACGAUUUCAUCAGAAAAGUGACAUGAAGAAACACACUUACAUACAUACAGGUGAGAAGCCGCACAAGUGCCAAGUUUGUGGCAAAGCCUUCAGUCAAAGUUCAAAUCUCAUAACACAUUCCCGCAAACAUACCGGCUACAAACCAUUCUCAUGUAAGCUUUGCCAUAAAUCGUUUCAACGCAAAGUGGAUUUAAGACGUCACAAGGAAACUCAACAUACAGAUUUACGACCGUUACUUGAACGAAAUAUGGGUAAAGUGGAGUUUCUGGCUGCGGCGGCUGCCGCCUCCGCAGCUGCUGCUGCAACUUCCGAUCAACAGAACAGUGCUAUACAGCACGGUGUAAUGCACAGUACAACAGUAUCGGCAACAACAGCCUCAACGACUACACCAGCGUCUGUAGCUGUCGCAAAUGCUGCAAUUAAUGCACAAUUGUCAGCAAUGAAUUGUCAAAAAGUAUCAUUGUUAGUAUAACACCAACACCAGCAGCCUCAAUAUCCUCAUCAUCAUCAUCAGCAUCAUCCUCAUUCUCAGCAACAAUUUCAGCCUUCAUUACCGGUACAACGCGUAAUCGUGAUGCCUUCUCACAUGUAGCAGGGUUUAUAACGACAACAAGAAGAACCACGCUGACCAACCAACCAACAAACGCGUGCAAUAUUGAAUAAUACUCCAGAGAAAAUGCAAAAUUUCACACAAUUUAAGUCUUAGACGCAAAAUACCAAAGAAAUUUAAUAGAAGAUAACACAUAUAAGCAAAAAAAUAUUUGAAAGAGGGAACUAUAUUAUAUGUCUUGGCCAUCAAUCAAACCUCAUAUCAAAGAGAAAAAAAUCAAAAUUAAAAUCUAAUAAUAAAAAAAAUAUUAAAGUAAAGGGUGUCCCUACAACCAGAACAAGAAAAUUACACGUGAAGAGCUCAGAUUUAAAAUUUUUUUUAGAAAAUAUUCAUAUAUUUAUACCUUUGCCAAUAUGAUGCAGCGAAUCAUCUUGUUGUUGACUCAGUGAAUACCUUUUAAAAAGAAGAAGAGCAUAUAUAUGUAGUAUAUUUCUAGUUAAUAAUAACCCUAUAGUUCUCGAAUCUCCCAGCCUAGCUUUGGGAAUUUUUUUAAGCUUCUAGACAACCUCUGCCUGUUUUCACAUUGCUUAAUAGCAAUUUGAAUUGAUUAAAUUUGAAAACCUUCUAAGAGUCGUCCGCAAGCUUGAGGUUUGCUUUUCUUUAUUCCCCGCGUCAUAGUUAUGUUGGCUAAUAUCGAAUCGUUGCCAAUCAAAUGAUACGUCAGUACACUGCGUUCUAUUGUUGCCUAUAAUCUGAACAACUAUUUGCAAUUUAAGCAAUUUAUUGAUCUCGGACUUACUUUUGCAUUUCUUGGCGCCUUUUGUAAGCCAAUUUCAUUUGAAACUCAUUUGAUUAUUUGAUCUCAAACCCAAGCAAUCUCUCGCGUUCUAAUUAAUACAACUCAGGAUUUAUAAAAAGAUUUUGUUUGUGGUGGAGGGAAUCACAAAUAAGGAAGCAGCGAACGCAAAGUCUUUUUUUCGCCUAUGAACGUUUGAAUUGCUGUUCUGCAUUUCUUAGUGAUAAAUGUUAGUACCAACUUUUACAUUACCACCUGCCAUAGAUUAGCUACAAUCUUGCCAAACAUUCGCUUUUGGAUUAAAUUUUAGCUCUCGGUUCCGAAUUUUGUUUCUUUUUUUUUUACUUUAUCUAAUUAAGAGAUCGGUCAAUAAGCUCGUAGGAUGACUAUUGACAAAUAAUAGUCCGUGGCGCAGAUUCCGAAUUCUGCAUAAGUGUACUUUCUCUAAAUAACACAUCGCUCAGUAGAUUUGUAAGAUGACGUAUAGAUGUCGCCAGAUGACUAUUUGUCAAUCCUACAUCUGCACAUCGUUCUACGAAUAUAUUGAGUGAUGUGAUAUAUACAUAAGACAAUGGAAGGCUAGCUGGACGAAUAAAUAAAGGAUAUCUUACGCUUUCUAAUUAUUUUAUCAAUCGGGAGUUAUUUCAAACAGUACCGUUGGUAAAUUUUAGAAAUUUUUAUAAACUUUUCUGGGUCACCCUAAUUACUUGCGAAUUUGAAUUAUAUAUGGAUAAGACAAAAGGAAAGCAAACGAAUUGUUAAAAUUUGUAUAAAUG
This is a messenger RNA of Glossina fuscipes, 4561 nucleotides long. RefSeq lists its product as uncharacterized. The transcript is spliced from 5 exons. Lineage: Eukaryota; Metazoa; Arthropoda; Insecta; Diptera; Glossinidae. Bases 797 to 2911 code for a protein of 704 amino acids. Gene Ontology annotation, biological process: regulation of transcription by RNA polymerase II. Gene Ontology annotation, molecular function: RNA polymerase II cis-regulatory region sequence-specific DNA binding; DNA-binding transcription factor activity. The record is from RefSeq and is a predicted model, not a curated record.